Molecule: messenger RNA, 8212 nt
Organism: Oryctolagus cuniculus (rabbit)
Lineage: Eukaryota; Metazoa; Chordata; Mammalia; Lagomorpha; Leporidae
Gene: RO60
Product: Ro60, Y RNA binding protein
Cellular component (GO): ribonucleoprotein complex
Molecular function (GO): RNA binding
Source: RefSeq, a predicted model, not a curated record
GCAGGAGGCGGUAACAUCCGGGGUCCUCGCCGCGCGGGGGCGGGGCGCAUUCCGGGGACCUGAACCUGGACGCCGCCGCGGCCGUGGGCCUGGACAGUGGCCGCCAGUCCGGCCGCCGCCGCUGCUUGUUUCCUGGCGCUGAGCGGGGCUUCUGCCGGCGGCGCUGCGGCUGCGGAGAGUCACAGGUUUCCUACAAGCAGAAAUGGAGGCAUCUGCACACCAAAUGCACCCUCUGAAUGAGAAGCAGAUAGCCAGUUCUGAAGACGGAUGUGUAUGGCAAGUCACUGACAUGAACAGACUACACCGGUUCCUCUGCUUUGGUUCUGAAGGUGGGACUUACUAUAUCAAAGAACAGAAGUUGGGCCUUGAAAAUGCCGAAGCUUUAAUCAGAUUGAUUGAAGAUGGCAGAGGCUGUGAAGUGAUACAGGAAAUCAAGCUGUUUAGUCAAGAAGGCAGAACCACAAAGCAGGAGCCCGUGCUCUUUGCGCUUGCCAUCUGUUCCCAGUGUUCCGACAUAGGCACCAAGCAAGCGGCGUUCAAAGCUGUCUCCGAAGUUUGUCGCGUUCCUACACAUCUCUUUACUUUUAUUCAGUUUAAGAAGGAUCUAAAGGAAAGCAUGAAGUGUGGCAUGUGGGGGCGUGCUCUGCGGAAGGCAGUUGCAGACUGGUACAAUGAGAAAGGCGGCAUGGCCCUUGCUCUGGCAGUUACGAAAUAUAAACAGAGAAAUGGCUGGUCUCACAAAGAUCUCUUACGAUUGUCGCAUCUUAAACCUUCUAGUGAAGGACUUGCCAUUGUGACCAAAUACAUUACAAAAGGCUGGAAAGAGGUCCAUGAAUUAUACAAAGAAAAAGCACUUUCUGUGGAGUCUGAAAAAUUAUUAAAGUAUCUGGAGGCUGUAGAGAAAGUGAAGCGCACAAAAGAUGAACUGGAAGUCAUUCAUCUGAUAGAAGAACACAGGUUAGUUAGGGAGCAUCUUCUGACCAAUCACUUGAAGUCUAAAGAGGUAUGGAAGGCUUUGUUACAAGAAAUGCCUCUUACUGCAUUACUAAGAAAUCUAGGAAAGAUGACUGCUAACUCAGUGCUUGAGCCAGGAAAUUCAGAAGUAUCUUUAGUUUGUGAAAAACUGUGUAAUGAAAAACUUUUAAAAAAGGCUCGUAUACAUCCACUUCAUAUUUUAAUUGCUUUAGAAACUUACAAAACAGGUCAUGGCCUCAGAGGAAAACUGAAGUGGCAACCUGAUGAAGAAAUUUUGAAAGCAUUGGAUGCUGCUUUUUAUAAAACAUUUAAGACAGUUGAGCCAACUGGAAAGCGUUUCUUGCUGGCUGUUGAUGUUAGUGCGUCUAUGAACCAAAGAGUAUUGGGUGGUAUACUCAAUGCAAGUACAGUUGCUGCGGCAAUGUGCAUGGUUGUCACACACACAGAAAAAGAUUCCUAUGUAGUUGCUUUUUCAGAUGAAAUGGUACCAUGUCCGUUGACUACAGAUAUGACUUUACAGCAGGUUUUAAUGUCUAUGAAUCAGAUCCCAGCAGGUGGGACUAACUGCUCCUCUCCAAUGAUCUGGGCUCAGAGGACAAACACGGCUGCAGAUGUCUUCCUGGUGUUCACUGGGAAUGAGACCUACGCUGGGGGUGUCCGUCCUGCUGUUGCUCUGAGGGAAUAUCGAAAGAAAAUGGAUAUUCCAGCUAAACUGAUAGUUUGUGGAAUGACAUCAAAUGGCUUUACCGUUGCAGACCCAGAUGACAGAGGCAUGUUGGACAUGUGUGGCUUUGAUACUGGUGCUCUGGAUGUAAUCCGAAAUUUCACGUUAGAUGUGAUUUAAUCACAAGUAGCAGCAUGAUCUGAGAGGUCCAUUGGCAUCCGUGAUCUCACUACAGACACAGUGACUUCCCACCUGAUGUCAAUGCAGUGAAGGAUGAUGCUACAGUAUGUGCAUAAUGGAAACAUACCUUACCCAGAAGAAGGAAAUGAGAGAUGAGCCCCAUGUUCAUCACUAGCCUAGCUCUUGGGAAGCAGCUUCAGGAUACUGUAGCUUCCUCUAACAGAGAACUUCUUGUUAAUAGGCCAUGUGAAACAGUCCGUCGGUUCUGCUUCCAUGAAUAAUACAUGUGCAGAAGUUUAAGUAGUUCUACAUCAUGUCACUCGUUUGAGAAGUACUUAACGUUUUCUAAAAUAUUUCCCUUGGGAAAAGAUAGCUUUGAUAAUGUCCAGAUACUCUGAAAUGCACUAGACCAUGUAACUGUGAUGGAAUAUGAGAUUCUUCUGUAAACUUUUAUACUGGGGGGGGGGGGGAUGUAUUUGAUUCGAUUAUAAAUGAGUUUUGAAAAUUCCUUUCCGUUUUCUAAGAUCACAACAAGUAUCAGCUUUCUUAUUCAAUUUACAAGAUAUUUUAUUUCUGAUAUUCUGUUUGUACUUGAGAGUCUGUUACCAUUAACCAGAAACAUACGGAAACCCCUUAGAAGUUUGUAUUGGCUGAGGAAUUCUAUUUGGCUUGUUUGUUGUUUUGUUUUGCUGUAUUUUAUUUUCUGUGAGGAUUUUGACUUCAGAGCGAUUUCCUGAUUUAUAGCAACAUAAUAACAUGUAGUAAAUUUUUUGUAUAUGAAUGAAAAUAACAUUUUUUAAGUUUCUCUAUUAAUCUUGAAAGUAUAAGUUCAAAUCUUAAACCAGAUUAGUUUUUUCCUUCCUCUUAAAAUAAUAAUUGUUUUACUGUUAACUAUAUUUUUAUUCAAUUGAAAAUGGGUUUUGAUUCUUUUAAAAAUAGAUUUAUUUAUUUGAAAGUCAGAGACAGAGCUCUUCCCUCCACUACAUCACUCCCCAGAUGUCUGCAACAGCCAGGCCUGGGUCAGGCCAAAGUCAGGAGCCAGAAGCUUCAUCCAGAUCUUGCACAUGGGUGCAGGGGUCCUUGGGCCACCUGCUGCUGCUUUCCCAGGCGCAUUAGCAGGGAGCUGGAUCAGAAGCAGAGCAGCCAGGGCCAAAACUGUGCCCAUGUGGGAUGCCUACAUCGCAGGCAGCGACUUAACUUGUUAUUACCACAGUGCCGACCCUGGUUGUGAUAGUUUCUAAUUGUAAACAUGUCAACAGCUGCCUGUGUCUUUGUCCAUUAUUCAUUUUGUGGCAAAACAUUCUUUUUUUUGAUGUUUGAAAGGCCAUUUUUGAGUGGCCUAUUACCAACUAGUCUGUAGGAUUUGUGUGUGUGUGUGUGUGAAACAUGCAUUUCUUUACACUAAAUGCAUUAUUUUCCUGAAUAAGUAUCCUUUCACUGGGAGAGACAACAUUAAAGCUGUCUGUUGAAAUGUUAAUAUCUUUCCUCAUAAUUUUACCAUGUAUAUGAAAUAGUUCAUAACAUAAAUAUUAAGAUUUAAGUCAAACUCUGGUAAAUGACAGCCUUUUAUGUGCUUGAGGGUUAAGGUUUUAUGUUUUGGGAAAGGGACACAAGAGUGAGAAUUUAUGUACGUAUUUUCUUCUGUUUCAUGGGUAAUUUGGGCUCAGGAAAAAAGAAAAUUGUCCUUUCAAUGUGUUUGACACAUUAAUGAUGGCCUUGAUAUGUAGCCAUUCCUUUAAGGCAACUGCUGGCAACAGUUUGAAUUUGUGAGUUACCUCGAGGUAUUUUUGGUCAGCAGAGCCAGUGACACAGACACUGACACACAAACAUGCAUUGCUUUUGGUUUUCUUCUGGUUGUAACCUUGUGUCAGUCAUGGAGUUUCAUGUUAGCUACUUUUGCUAAGUGAAAAUAUUGUGUUCAGACUAAAUAUGAAAAACCCAAUAGAAUUAUCUAAUAGCUCUCAAAUUCUUGAAAACCAAGAUUUUUCUGAAUUAAAAAAUUUUGUCCUAACUUUUUAUUACUAAUAGAAAUAUUGAAGAGAAAAUUUAUAAGUCUGUUUGCUUCAGUUAUAGACUAUUUUCAUAGUGCUUUUAGACAAAUACAGUGUAUCUAGGCACUAAUAUUAAAUCCAUCAGGGAUUAGCUAUUACCUUUUAGAAGUAUUUACGUAGGUCUGAUUAAAUAAAUUAGGAUAAGAUUGAAGAACAAAAGGAAAAUUACAAGAGACUAUCAUAGAAAGUAACUUUAUGUACAAAUCAUGGAACUAGAGUUGAAAGAAAUCUUUGAAAGCUAACUUUCUGAUUUUAGUUACAGGUCUGAACUCCAAAGCGGUGUGAUUUUGGAGCCCUGUGACUCAGAAAUCUUGGUCUUUUCAUUCCCAUUCCAGUAUUCAUUCCAACAAAAUGAGAACACACUGACUUAGAAGCACAGGAAUUAUUCGAGGCUUUUAUCUUAUUUAGACAUUAGGAAUUGCUUUGGGAAUAGAAAAACAGAUUGUGAACAUAUAUAAUUUUGUAAUCCAUUAUAAUCCUCAAGUACAAUUAGUAUUGUUUUAAUAUAACCUGUGUUGCUCUAUAACAUAGUCCUUAUAGAAGAAAAAAACAAAAACAUUACCUCAUUAUGAAUAGACUGUACUUGAGUGAUAAACAUCUUACUUUCUAAAUUACUUUUAUAAUUACUUGUAAAUUGAAACUUGGAGAAAUAUUGCUUUUAAAAACAAUCCUAAGAAAAACUUUAUUUCCUAGGUAGUAUGUAAAUAUGUCCACCAUAUAGUUGUAAUCCCACCCUUUCUUAACAGUUGAAAUUUGUUGUAAAUUCCAUUUACUAGGACUGUUAGAUUAUUUAGGUCAGGAACGGUUUCACAAGAAUGUUACUUGAGGCAGUAUGCUAGUGGAUGAAAUUUAGUAUUACUCCUUUGGAACUGCUUUUGCUUUCUCUUACUGUGUGGUUGUGGAUGACCAGUUUAACCUACGUGACUGUUUACUAUCUUCAAAAACUAACAUACCUGACAUUUGGAUCAUAGAAGUAGCGAUUUAAUAUUUAUAUAAAAACUAAAAUUAAGAAGGCUUACAAGUUAGAACUUUUUAAAUUAAAAGCAUUCUUAAAGGCUAUGUUUUGAAAGAUCAAAUAUAAUAGAAAAAUAGUUUAAUAGGCCUAAUAAUUCUUUCAGACAUUUCUGUUCAGAAUGGAAGAAUGUAGAAGAGAAAAAUUUUCAGAGUUAAGGUACUGAAUGAAAAGUGACUAUUCUCCAAUAAAGAGAAGAAAUAUAUCCUAGGUCUAACUUCUUGGACAGACCUAGAAAAUCUCAUUACAAAGUAAAUCUUAAACCAUUUCUCAGGUUUUUUUCUCAUUUCCAAGGUUUUGCAAAAACAUAAUUUGGAAAGACAGAAUUCCUGAAUAAAUCCAAAAGUCUGACAGAUAAGUGAGAAGCAACUUUAGAAAUACAGUAAAACUACAUCUAAGCAGUAAUUAAAGGCUGUAUCAUUGUAAUCUCUUGUUGGACUUAAUGUAAAGUUACCAUUUCUUCAUAAGUGAUGCUCUUGUAAGUAAGUGGUUAAAAAUGAAAAAUUUUUAGUCUUUUAUACUCCAGAUUGUAGAUAUCUUGUUAAUAUACCCUCUGAAGAACUGUCAUGUGCCUAAACAUGUACAAGGAAGAAUUAGGGCAAAUGAAAAGUGAAGCUAGGAAAUUAGUAUUCUCUGUACAGAUUCUAGUAGUCCCCUGGUAUCUGUUCCUUGAUCUCUUCUUUUGUGAAAGAAUCAUACCUCUUGUUCUCCUAAGAUUCCUUCUGACAUUUUUGUCCUUUUUCUAGUCUUGAUCUAUCUGCAUAAUAAAAUGAAUGACAAAGUCACCCACACUUAGGUUUGGAAUGAAACUUUCCUAGUUUUUGUUUGACACAGAUUUAAGGUCAUUUUUCAAAUUAGUGAUAGGCUGGCAUCUUACAGCAAUAAAGGGAUGGAUGAAUUCUCCCUGAAGAAUACAUUACAUUUCAUCCUUUUUAUAUGAGAUGUUUGCAGAAAUUUUGAGGCCUUACAAUAAGAUCAGUUGUUCAGCUUUUAAAUGUACCUAGUCUCAUUGAAGAGAAAAUUGAUAACUUUUUCAGAAAGUAACUUAUAGUGUUCAUAUUUUGAUAAUUUAAGCUACACAAAAUUUGAUUUAGUAUUUCACUGAGCAUAUAUAUACACAUACAGCUUAUAGCAUAAUUUGUAUUCACAUUCCAUAUUUUUAUUUGCUAAAUUUGUUUUUGAAAAAUAAUUAUGAAAUUUAAAAGGGAAUUCUAAGGUAAUAUUUUUCAUGUAGAAAACUAAUAUAGUUAAAGCAUACUGUUUGAAUAAAAUUAAAAUAAAUGGCACAUAUUCCUAAACCCUGAAAAUGCCAAGAUUAAGAACAUAAGCUAGAGAAUGUAUUGGGAAAUGCUAUUACUGAAAUUAAGGUGGUUAAUUUCAAUGAGAAUGGAUUUGUAAAUAUAAGAAAAAUAAAAAUGGUAGUUUGAUCUUAGAGAUUUCCCUUUGCUUCUAUUUUACUUAUCCCUGCAAAGUAUCAAAUUUUAUGAACAGUGAUUUUUAGUUUUAAAAUGUUUGUUUCUGUACUUCUAGAAAUUGUUAGAAUUUGUAUGAACUAAGGAGAUAGUAAUGACAUACAUUUCUGCUGGUUUCUCUUAAUGAACACUUGGAUUAAGGGUAGUGAAUGAGAUUAAAAACAUACACAAUUUAUAGAAUACUGUAUCAGUACAAAAUUUUAGGCUUUAUUUGCAAUGUAAACUGUUUAGAAUUCAUACACAGCUAAAUUAGAAAUAUUAAUACACUUAAUGGAUAGUGAUAAAAUGUUUACAAUGCUAAAUAUAGACUAUGUAUUUGAUAUCAUGUGUCAAGACAGAACUUUUAUAAGAUUUCUGAGUUGUAUUUUAUUGGCAGCUUCUGAUAAUGAAGAAAUUCCCCCAAAAAGAUAUGUGAAGUCAUCUUUAAAAAAAAAUAGGGAUAGCAUUGUUAGUUCUAAACUAUAUAAAAGCUUUGAUUUCCAUAAUUGACUAUUUGGUGAAUGUAUAAAUUAUACAAAAUGAUGUCUGCAUGGAAUAAAUUUAAGUGUGCAAGAGCCUUAAGUGGGGGGAUAAAUGAACUUUUUGACUGCCUUAAAGUACGACCAGCUCUGCCACAGAGGCAUACCAGUGACCUUGCUUGGAUUCUGUGUAUUAAGUAAUGCCUUAAUAGUGAAGUAGGGAACGCAAAGGGUCUUUUAGACUCUUCAUCUAUCUAGUGAGUUAAAAUUUAAGUUUCAAAAACUGAUUGUACAUUAGUGAUCUAAACUUACCCAUUCACAGGGUACCCUGGAUACACUGAUGUUUUACACAUCCAUGACUGUUAACAUCAGUAAUAUUUUGUGGUCAUUUAAGGUUUUGUAUUGUUUUGUAUAACCAAUUAUCGAAAAGCUGGACUUUGAAUAUAAUAUGGCCUCCAAGGACCAAGUUGCAUAUUUAACACUGAAUGAAAUAUAGAAUUGUACAAUUCCAAAGACUAAUUUUUUAAGGUAAUUUUUUUAAGACAGCAAAUACUUUGUUCUGAGCCUAAAAGCAAAUUCAUUCACGGAAGUGGAUAUAGUAGUAAAACAUUGAGACUUCUGCAAUAAAAAGUAUCCAGGCCAGUGGUUUAUUUACAUUGACAUUUUUACAUUCACUUUGCCUUUCAAAGCAGAAAUAUUUUAUAAAACUGAAAGAAUUGUUAAGCUGGUGCUUAAAGGUACAUAGUAAGCUUGAUUUACAACAAGUUAUUUCCAAGAAAGACCAUGAAAGGGCAAGGUGGGAUGGGAUGGGAUGUGGGUUUCCUAGGUCUGUUAGUAAUUGAUGCUUUGUCCAGUCUUCCAAGGUUUCACUGUAAAUAGUACAUCUAGCAAUGCAACUGGCUGUUCUCUGAUGGGAAAUGGAUGAAUAUACUAACAUGUUAGGUUUAUUUCAUGGUAAAAGUUUUCACCGAUACUGUGAAAUCUUCACUUUGUCUCCUUCCCAGCUUUGCACAAUAUGCUACUGUCCCUCAUCCGAACAAAUCUUGGAACCAAAAGUGUUUCAGAUUUCAGAAUGUUUGCGUACACACAGUGAAGUACCUUGAGGAUAUUUCCCAUGUUCCUUAUACACACGGCCUAAAGGUGAUCUUGUACAGUAUUUUUACUGUGCUGUGUUUUCGCUGUAACCUGUCAUAGGAGUUGAAUUUUCCACUUGUGGCAUCACAUCAGAACCUGAAAAGUUUUGGACUUUGGAGCAUAUCAGAUUUUUGGAUUAGGGACACUCAACUUGUACAUCAUUUUUGACCUGGAACACAGGUGGACACUACAUGAACUGUUUCUGGUUGGUUCAUUAUUGUAGAGUUUAAUAGGUGUACCAAAUAAACUCUAUGCACAUCGAACAA